Messenger RNA from Aspergillus oryzae RIB40, 612 nucleotides. RefSeq lists its product as uncharacterized. Lineage: Eukaryota; Fungi; Ascomycota; Eurotiomycetes; Eurotiales; Aspergillaceae. The record is from RefSeq and is a predicted model, not a curated record. The transcript has 3 exons. The coding region runs from base 1 to 612 and encodes 203 amino acids.
AUGGGAUCCAGUGAAACGGCCUGCUCGCUUUUCAAUAUUUGCCUGGGGAUCUUCCUCGAACAAGACCCAACCAUUGGUCGGGUGGUUGCACUUGACGAAGCACAUAAGGUAUGCAACUCUGCCAGGCUUAGGGAUGUUUCUAAUAAGCAGGCCCAGAUUUUCACAGAAACACUACUAUCAGCAGUUCGUCUUCAACGACACCUUGGAACACGAGUUAUCAUCUCUACCCAAGAGCCGACAAUCUCGACCGAUUUGUUGAAUCUAUGCUCUGUUACAAUUGUUCAUCGAUUUACCUCCCCCGAAUGGCUCCGAACGUUGCAAAAGCAUCUUGCCGCAGCUGCAUGCAACCUUUUCUCUUCAAAGAGUGGCUUUGGCAAUAAUGGCAGCGAGGUGGAAGAACCGGGGGAUGAGAAGGAGUCUCCCUCGGCGUUUGACAUUAUUGUCCGUCUUCGCGUUGGCGAAGCAUUGUUAUUUGCGCCGAGCGCUAUUGUCAAGGUUGGAACACUGGAGGAUGGCCGGGUGGAGUUUCACCGACUUGGUUCCGACUUCUUGCCUAUAAAAGUGCGGGAACGAUUGACCUCUGAUGGUGGAAAGAGUGUCCUUUCGGUUUGA